Messenger RNA from Poecilia reticulata (guppy), 1040 nucleotides. RefSeq names its product eukaryotic translation initiation factor 2B, subunit 1 alpha (gene eif2b1). Gene Ontology annotation, cellular component: eukaryotic translation initiation factor 2B complex. Lineage: Eukaryota; Metazoa; Chordata; Actinopteri; Cyprinodontiformes; Poeciliidae. Gene Ontology annotation, biological process: translational initiation. Gene Ontology annotation, molecular function: translation initiation factor activity; guanyl-nucleotide exchange factor activity. The record is from RefSeq and is a predicted model, not a curated record.
AUGAACGAAGAAGAACUGGUGGAGUACUUCAGGGCUCAGAUGAGGAAAGACCCGGACAUGGCCUCUGCCGUGGCAGCCAUCCGCACCCUGCUAGAGUUCCUCAAGAGAGACAAAGGUGAAACCAUCCUGGGUCUGAGGGAGAGCCUGACGUGGGCCACGGCCUGCCUGAAGGGAGAGGACUCCUCUGUGGCCGUGUCCUCUGGAGGAGAGCUGUUCCUGCGCUUCAUAAGCCUCACAUCCCUGGAGCAUCAGGAUUUGUCUCGCUGUAAGAAGGUGAUGGAGGAAAGAGGAGAACUAUUUCUAGAGAAGAUCUCCAUGUCCAGGAACAAAGUCGCUAAGCUCUGCCACACCUUCAUCAAAGACGGAGCUAAAAUCCUGACUCACUCGUACUCCAGAGUGGUCCUGCGGGUGCUGGAGAAAGCUGCGGCGGAGAAGAAGCGCUUCUCUGUCUACGUUACCGAAUCGCAGCCUGACGCCGCAGGACGGCAGAUGGCAGAGGCCCUGAAGAAACUCAACGUUCCAGUAACAGUAGUGCUGGAUGCAGCUGUAGGGUAUGUGUUGGAGAAGGUGGACCUGGUCAUUGUUGGAGCAGAGGGAGUCGUCGAGAGCGGAGGCAUCAUCAACAAGAUCGGCACCUAUCAGAUGGCUCUGUGCUCCAAGGCUCACAACAAGCCCUUCUACGUCGUUGCAGAGAGUUUUAAAUUUGUCCGUCUGUAUCCGCUGAACCAACAGGACGUCCCCGAUAAGUUUAAGGUGCGGCUUACUUCUUUUGUGUGUUUUUAUUUUAAUAAUUUUCCAUCGCUUUAUCCAGAUUUAUUGACUUGUGCUUCCUGUCCCGCCCAGUACAAAGCCGACACCCUGAAGAGCAUCCGGAACCUUUCGGAGGAACACCCGGUCAUCGACUACACGCCCCCCUCCCUCAUCACCCUGCUCUUCACAGACCUGGGGGUCCUCACCCCGUCGGCCGUCAGCGAUGAACUCAUCAAACUGUAUUUAUAACCGCGUCCCUUCGCUAAACAAUAAAACUGACGUUUAUGGUC